GGUUGUUGUCAAAAACAAUCAGAAUGUUUCACCAUGCAAUUAGAGGCUAACGACGAUUGAAGAAAGGGACCUUUAAAUUGUUUUUGGAGGACCUACAGCCUAUAGUCAUCAGAGAAAUGAAAUAUAGAAAGUAAUUUAGAUUAAGAAGUGACUCGGUGCUCAGAGGAUGGACGAACAUGGAGAUGUAGUGCAAAUGCUGCAGCCAGUUUUUGAUUCGUGUGAUUUUAAUGGCGAUGGCUUUGUGAAAAUAGAGGACUUAUUACAACUUGGAAAACAACAUGCUUUCGAGAAUAUAGACGAACUUGAACCUCUGUUAAAACAGCUAGAUCCAAAUGGGGAUGGAAAAAUAACUUUUCAAGACUUCUGUCAAAGGGUGAAGGAAAUCACAAUUGGUGAGAAUGAGCAUCCACCAGACUCGCCUAUUUUGGUUGAACAACGAGCCAGAUCAUAUACAGACAGUGAAGGAUUUUUUGAUGAUCCGGAUAGUCCAACCCAUAGCACAGCGUCGACUAACGAUUACUAUGGUGAUUUGGAUGAUUUGAUGAGCCCAUCUCGAGACCUUGUCAAUCACAACAACAACAACACUGAAGUCCGAUCAAAAGGAAAAGACUAUUUGUCGAUAUACUCUACAUAUCCUCUCCAUGGAAUGCAUAAGCGUAAAAAUAAGCACAGAUCGAUAUUUCAAAACAAUCAUUUACUUGGAAGUACGAGUGAACAUCAAUCGAAAGAAGAAGGUUUUGAAGGAGUGGGUCAAGCAAGUGAUGCGGAUGAAACAAUGUCAGUCCACUCAGACUACUCAACACCCGAAAGAAGUCAUUCAUACUACCACCGGCGUGUUUCGGGAUCAGCAGUUGCGCGACGCCUUCGAAUGGUACAGUCAGCUCAUUGCAGCCUUCAAAACAGUACAGAAGAACUUCGUCUGCCAAUUCAUCUUGAUAACUCACCUCAUUCGGACAGUGAGUGUAGCAUGAUAGCGUUAGCAAGCCAGAUAGAAGCACUGUCCAGCCAAGUGUCGAGUCUUCAAAUCGACCAGGAAAACCACCGUGAAAAGCAAAUGCGAUCGAAAAGUGACAACCGAAAAUUAGUGGAAAGAAUAACAAUAUUAGAAGAGCAGCUUCAUGAGGCUCGAACUGAGACUAAUCAAAAAGUAGAAGAAGUCAACCAGAAGUACACCUCUGCAUUGGCACGGGUUCAGAGGGAUCAUGAAAAGAAUUUAGAACAGAUACAUUCUGAUCUAAGAACUGCACAAACCAAGAUCGCGGAAUUGAAUGCAACAGAACCAAUGUUAAGAAAAGAGCUUGAGAUAUGUUUAGAGGACCGUCGCUUCGCCCAACUAAAAAUUGAUGAAUUGAACGACUUGUUAUCUGAAAGAGAUCGAAUGCUGGAAGAUUUGCGACACAGAAUAAGACUAAAAAAUGAAGAACUGGAAAGGCUUAGGAAUGAUAAACUACAGGAAAUAGCCGCGUUGACGGAUGAACUAGAAUCACUGCGUUAUCAGCAGAGAGAUUUCAGCCUCCAGUAUGACGAGAAAAACGAAUUGCUCAAAGAAAUCGGUCGACUUAAAAUGGAAAACGAUAAAUUGAAGAAUUCAAAAGACGACCUACGAGAUCAGUUGUUGCAGCACAAAACAUUCUUCGAUCAACAGAAACAAACCUCAUUGGCAGAUGAGCUCCUCUCCGCUGAUAAAGAUGAAGUUUUGAAAGUUUUAAAAAAACAAGAAACAGCUAAUCAUCGGAUGCAGCAGUACAUUGACAUGCUACUCAUGUUGAUUAUGGAAAGCAACCCCGAGCUGCUGGAAAAGAUGUGAAUAGUAUCUGUGAUUAAGUUAGUUUCUGAAUCUUUCAUUCAUUUAAUUUAUUUCUAUCCGUGCACUUUUUCACAAGAAUAUAUCAAAAAGACAAAGUUAUGGCUGUAUGAUAUUUUUAAUCAGGGUAUCUUAAAGAAAAAUCGAAUUCGAUUGAAUCAUUUUAAUUUGGCAAUAUCUGAGUAGAUCAUUUGUAGUGAGGUUAGUGCCAAAGUUGUUUUUGGUUUUAGAGAUUGGUUUAUAGGAAGCCCUUUUAGAAUUAGAUUCCGUGACCUCAAUCGCAAAUGACCUGGUAAGCCUAAAUAUUUUUCAGUGACCUAAGUUAACGAAGGCUAAGACUGGCUAUUCCAAGAGAGGCUAAAAGAGUAGCUAAACGAAUUGACAGUAGCCAUUAUUUGUUAUGUCGCAAAUUACUAGGUGUUCUUAUAUUAUCUGCGUUCACCGGUUGAUUCGUAGAAUUUUAUCUAGGCCUUGUAUUUUCAUUCAACCCCAAACCCAAUCCCGCAGGAUAGAGAUCAUAAAGGUUUUGUAAACAGUCAGUUCAAGAACUUGUAAAUUUAUCUGUAGUGUUGGUAUGUAUAUUUUGUCUCCAAUGAUAGUUUUGCUUUAGAUUGAAGUUGUGGAUUUUAGAGGAGUUUUUCGUAUUUCAAAUUGGGAUUUUAUUAGAUUUAAGGUUUGAUCAUGUAUAAGCGCUCUAUUACGUCAUUGUGUAUUUUAAAAAUCAAUCUUUUCGUGAAUGCCAUUUUAAAUAACAAACAGCGUUUUAUACAGCAAUUAGUUGAUUCCCUUUUCCAGCUGCGGCCUUGAGGCCCUGGAGCUCUAUCUUUCGACCAAGGAUCAUUUCUCCAAUUUAUUUACCAUUUCUUCCUUUUGCAGUGGUCUACGGAAGAUAUGUUACAAAAAUCUCGUUGUGUGUAACUGAGAAUAUAUCCCCCUUCGUGUUUAUCACGGUGAUCUUGCUCGAUACUGCAGCUUCAUUUGCAUUUUUGCAAUGACUAUCUACAAAAUUGAAUUUUUGUAUUGCUAACCAAUUGUGCUUGUAUUUUAAAUCAGCCGUCCCAUUGAGCGAUCAUUUUCGUGAUGAGGAAGCAAACUUAAUAAAUCCAGAACAUAUACCGAACAUCAUAAUUAUACACAUGCUAAGCAAAUUAUCAACGUAAUUUAGUGUGUUUUAGUAUGGCAUUCGCGAUUAGAGUUCUUAGUAAUGGUUUUGGUUGGUAAUAAACGACUAGGUUUAAUUUAAAUCCGCUCGGUUGGUUAAGUUAACAAAGAAUUGCUGUCUAAA
Messenger RNA from Rhopilema esculentum, 3089 nucleotides. Its product is annotated as rab11 family-interacting protein 3. Gene Ontology annotation, cellular component: recycling endosome membrane; endocytic vesicle; midbody. Lineage: Eukaryota; Metazoa; Cnidaria; Scyphozoa; Rhizostomeae; Rhizostomatidae. Gene Ontology annotation, molecular function: calcium ion binding. The record is from RefSeq and is a predicted model, not a curated record. Gene Ontology annotation, biological process: regulation of cytokinesis; endocytic recycling.